Messenger RNA from Sphaeramia orbicularis (orbiculate cardinalfish), 433 nucleotides. Its product is annotated as fatty acid-binding protein, liver-type. The record is from RefSeq and is a predicted model, not a curated record. The transcript has 4 exons. NCBI's taxonomy places the organism in Eukaryota, Metazoa, Chordata, Actinopteri, Kurtiformes, Apogonidae. The coding region runs from base 43 to 426 and encodes 127 amino acids. Gene Ontology annotation, molecular function: lipid binding.
GGCAGAAAACCGGCUCUUGCUUCACCCUCACUGUCUGUCACCAUGUCCUUCUCUGGAAAAUACCAGCUGGAGUCUCAGGAGAACUUUGAGCCUUUCAUGAAGGCCAUUGGUCUUCCUGAUGAUCUCAUCCAGAAAGGAAAAGACAUCAAGAGCAUCUCUGAGAUCGAGGAGAACGGUGAUGACUUCAAAGUGACGGUCACAACUGGCACCAAGGUCCUGACAAACACCUUCACCAUCGGAAAAGAGACCGAACUGGAUACGCUUACCGGAGAGAAGGUCAAGGCGGUGGUUAAACGUGACGGCAAUAAACUCAAGGUGUCCCUGAAGGGAAUCGAAUCCGUCACAGAACUGGUGGAUGCAAACACAAUUGUCAACACUAUGACUCUUGGCAGCAUUGUGUACAAGAGGACAAGCAAACGCAUGUAGAUGUCUG